Messenger RNA from Labrus mixtus (cuckoo wrasse), 1248 nucleotides. RefSeq names its product uracil phosphoribosyltransferase (FUR1) homolog (S. cerevisiae) (gene uprt). Bases 303 to 1097 code for a protein of 264 amino acids. The record is from RefSeq and is a predicted model, not a curated record. Lineage: Eukaryota; Metazoa; Chordata; Actinopteri; Labriformes; Labridae. The transcript is spliced from 7 exons.
CACACACAGCUAGCGAGCAGCAAGCGGAUUUACUUGUUACUAGCUUUCUGGAAACAUCACCUGCUAGUUUUAUUUUUAUUUUUUUGAACACGACGUAGUUACAUGUCUUGAGGUUUGUGGGUGAAGUCUUAAAGGAGAGUUUUGGAUGCGGUAGCUGCGUGAACUCGCGCUAGGCGAGGCUGAAGGAAGAACACGUUGCCGUCUUUGUCAGGCUGUGGGGACAAACAGGCAGUAAGUGAAGACACGCCAUCUGGCUGUUGCACAGUUUAAAUAGAAAGACACACGUCGAUCUCGUGCUCAGGAUGCCUUGCCACAAUCAGCAACUGAACAAUGUCAACAGUGGCCAGGAGCACCCAAUGAAGCAAGUACGAUUUGCAAACAACAACAACAACAGCAGCAGCAGCAGCAGCAGUGUGCCUGCAGAGGUGUCCAACUCUCAACCAUCUGAUGUCACCAUACAGCCUGACAGUCAGGAUAACCUUGGACUUCCUCAGCUCAAACUGCUCCCUCUGAACGACCAGAUACGAGAAUUACAGACUAUAAUCAGAGACAAGACAACAAGCAGAGGAGACUUUGUGUUUUGUGCUGAUCGACUGAUCAGACUAGUAGUUGAAGAGGGUUUGAAUCAGCUUCCUUAUUCAGAGUGCACUGUGACCACACCAACAGGGUACAAGUAUGAAGGUGUCAAGUUUGAAAGAGGCAACUGUGGAGUCAGCAUAAUGAGGAGUGGUGAGGCCAUGGAGCAGGGCCUACGGGACUGCUGCCGCUCCAUCCGGAUUGGAAAGAUCCUCAUCCAGAGUGAUGAGGAGACACAGAAAGCCAAGGUGUACUAUGCCAAAUUCCCUCCUGAUGUAUACAGGAGAAAAGUGCUGCUCAUGUACCCCAUCCUCAGUACAGGGAACACUGUGAUUGAGGCAGUGAGGGUGCUGAUAGAGCAUGGAGUUCAGCCCAGACAUAUUAUCCUCCUCAGCCUCUUCUCCACGCCUCACGGAGCCAAUUCUAUAAUCCAGGAGUUCCCAGACAUCACCAUCUUGACCACAGAGGUUCAUCCAGUGGCUCCAACUCAUUUUGGACAGAGGUACUUUGGCACCAACUGAACCAACGACAACCAGAUGAACAUGAUCUGCUUUUUGCUUUUCAGUAUAUUUUGUGUUGUUUAUUUAAAUGUAUCUCAUGUUCUCCUUGUCGUGCCAAAUACUGCUACUUGAUCUCCAAAGUUCCCGAACUGAUAUAAACUGAUGAACCUGA